This is a messenger RNA of Colletotrichum costaricense, 1914 nucleotides long. Its product is annotated as Exo70 exocyst complex subunit. Bases 1 to 1914 code for a protein of 637 amino acids. Gene Ontology annotation, biological process: exocytosis. Lineage: Eukaryota; Fungi; Ascomycota; Sordariomycetes; Glomerellales; Glomerellaceae. The transcript has 2 exons. Gene Ontology annotation, cellular component: exocyst. Gene Ontology annotation, molecular function: phosphatidylinositol-4,5-bisphosphate binding. The record is from RefSeq and is a predicted model, not a curated record.
AUGUCUGUCGGGCCUGCGACCAGUCGCCAUGCCGACGAAGAAGCUCGUGCAGAGGUUGAUGUGCUCAACUCGCGACUCGAGAAGACGGCUCAAUUGACCAAGAAGAUCCAAGCAUGCAUGGGAAGGUUGGAGUCCACCGGCAAGAGCGUCAAAGAAGUAGCAGGUCCUCUCAGUGGAGAAACGAAGAAGCUCCAGGUCUUGGGCAACAACAUCGAUUCUGUCCUCGCAGCCAUCGAACGCCUCCGUCAGCCCGCCGAUAGUAAGAAUGACGAAGAACAGAUCAUACGUGCCGGCCCGGACAAGGCUGGUCUUUCCAACUACCUCGCCUCAAUCAAGCGCCUCUCCAAGUCACUUGAAAACAUGCAAGCCUCCAACCUCCGGGCAAACCAACAGACAAUGGCUGAGCUUGUCCGCUUAAUCAAGUCAGGCAACUCUCAACUCGAGGGCCAUUUCGACAGACUGUUGCGAGGAGAAACCCCACGAUCGAUUGAACCGCUACAUUACAUCACCAAAGACAUGCCAUUCCCUGUACUGUCACAAGACAAGGUGACACGCCUCGGCCUAGUCAACUCGUACAUCUCAAGCACCCAUCGCCAGAAUGCUGGUGCUGCUGCUGCCCCACAAGAUUCGGCCAUUGCCAAGAUUUAUGCUGAAGUACGAGGGCCCUAUCUUUCUUCUACCUUGGCCAACCUGGCUGCUGCCAGCGUCAACACGACGAAGAAGAAAAACCCCGACGCCAUCUACCGCGCAGGCACCAAUGGCAUCGGUACAUACGCGCAGGCCAUGGAAGGCGCGUUUUUGGCCGAGUACGACAACAUCUGCAGCAUCUUCACCCGUGAAGAUUGGGGCCCCCUUUUCCAAGCCACGUGCCAGAGCGCUAUGGCCGAACUUGCACGUACUCUUCGCGAACUGAACAACCACAUCAAGGGGCAUUUGGACACAGACUGCUACCUCGCCUACGAGAUCACCGAGAUCAUGUCUGGUCUCUCGAGCAACCUGGAGACGCGUACAGGCGAGCUAAAGUCUUCACUUGCCUCAGCCCUUAGGCCUGUGCGAGAGACUGCGAAGCUUUCAUUGGGAGAGCUGUUGGAUGACACGAAACGAAAGAUUGCCGGCAUGCAGACACUUCCACAAGACGGUGCACCGAUACCCGUUGUAUCGGCCACAAUGCAGCGAUUGCAGACCAUGGUCGAAUUCCUGCGGCCUGUCUCCAGUAUCAUGUUCUCUCUAGGCGACGGAGGAUGGAGGUCGAAUGCUGCAGCCGAUGGACGAUCGACCGACGCAAUCCCCAGUCUUGCUUCCUUUGAUAUUGGCGCAGACGGAAAAGAAAUCUUCUCACACUACUGCUCAGACACAGUCGAGAUGCUCAUGGCAGGACUGGACUCAAAGGCCAAGAUGGUCCUCAAGGGUGGCCGAGCUGUCAUCGGCGUCUUCCUGGCUAACAGCGUUGUCAUCAUUGAACGAAUGAUUCGCGAUUCUGACCUUGCGCCACUCCUUGAGGGUCGGAUGAGCAUGCUAGACCAAUGGCGCAAGAAAGCAACAGGCAUGUACACGAUGGAUUGCAAAGAGGUCUCAACACACUUGUUCGAUGUCAUCCACACGAGCAAAGCAAGACCUCAGUCCGGACAGGCUGAUUCUGCCUCAAUUCUCAAGGGCCUUAGCAGCAAGGACAAGGAUAACAUCAAGAGCAAGUUCCAGGCAUUCAACGCCUCCUUUGAUGAGAUGGUGAGCCGGCACAAGACGUACAACAUGGAAAGGGAGGUGCGCCAGAUGCUUGCAAGAGAUAUUCAGCAGAUGCUCGAACCCCUUUACAACCGGUUCUGGGACCGUUACCACGAGGUUGACAAGGGCAAGGGCAAAUAUGUCAAAUACGACAAGUCUGCUAUUGCCGCUGUCUUCAUGACGCUCUAUUGA